AUAUAGCGCAGAGCUGUAGUCUACGAAGAAUGCACUACUACCAAGACCACUGUCGAGUAUUAUAUAUCCUCGAAGUCCUGCGUUGUUACUGCAUAUCGCAUGCAAGAGUUGUGGACCAACAUGUGCAGUGGUGACAUGUCAAAGAAAAGAGCAAUGGAAAGAUGAACAAGAAGAUCAGAAGUAAACUUUUAAACUCUUUUUAAACCUACCUCAAAUAUUGUUUAAUGGUAAGAUGUAUUUUUGAGAAUCAGAGGUCGGUUGUGUCAUAGCCCGUCCUAUAUGACGCCUUACUUGAUGAUGGUCAGGGGAGACUUCCACCCAUACCCUCGAUUUGAAGAGUGAUACCCUGCACCUAUGGACAGUUUGUUAAUCAUGGAGAAAAACAACUCUUUGGGCAGUGUUGCUUCUAAACAGCCUGCAGAAUCAAGCAGCUUCAUCUGCACUGAGUGCGGUGACGGUUUCAGCCAGUACCCUAAUGUUCUGACCCACAUGGCUAUUCACGGACCCUUGGAAUCAUUUUCCUUAGAUGGCUCUUCCAAUAGAUUUGAAGUUCCUCGAGAAUAUGUGUUACAGGAAAAUGGUACUCUGACACUCAUAAAUGGUUUUGAGCAGUCACAACACACUUCCAUUGGACCAAAAUCUCCUGGCAUACAAUCAUCGUGUUUCCCUUCUUCCAUCAAGCCUAUUUCUCCAACUCUUCCUCCACAUUCCAACCCUUUAAGGGAUGCCUUAAAGGUGAACACAACAGAUCUGGCCUUAAACUUGGAUAGAUCUCAUCAUGGCAAUUACCGUUGUGAAAUUUGUAACAGAUCAUUUAACAGUCAGCUUAGUUUACAUCGUCACCAGCAAUAUCGAAACACAGAGCGUGGUUACAAGUGUACUUUGUGCUGUAAGAUUUUUGAGGGUAGAGAUGCACUGAAGAAACACAUACAAGAACAUGCACAUGAACGAUUUUACUAUUGUGGACAUUGUGGUAAAAGAUUCCUUAAAGUGGAUGCAUUGAAUGCACAUCACAAAGAAAAUCACCUUUUCCCCAAAAUUAAGCCCAUGGCCAAAUCUGAGAAUAAUCAUCCAAAAAGAGUAGAGAAAACAUAUCCUUGCAAAAAGUGCAGGUUAAAUUUUUUCUGGCUGUCAGAUUUUCAGACACAUUCGCUCUACCAUUGUAAAGGAAAAGAACCUGGUGCUGCCUUUGGCUCAAAAAUUGAGGUAAACUCUAAGAAGCAAGAGGAUGUACCAUAUGAAAAUUAUCGCAAUGGUGGAUCCAUUGAUGUGAAGACUAUGGAUUAUAAAGCAGUUAGUAAUGUGACUGAUACUGCAUCUUCCUUUACCCCAUACAGAUGUGGUUUAUGUGGGGAUCGUUUCCAAAAGUUGACAGCUCUUAAGCAGCACCAUCUGACCCAUCAAACCCAGGAAGAAAUAGAUCAGUUAAAUCAAGAAACACAAAAAACAGUUAAGCAAAGAGGGACCAGCAAAAUACAAACAGGAACCAAAGGAAGACGUGGCAGAAGGGGUAAUCCUAAUGCCAAACUACAUCCUUGCAAACAUUGCCAUCGUGUAUUCAAUCAUUCCAGCAGUUUGUCUCGGCACAUGAGAUACCAUAAAGGGACUAUGCACACUUGUGUGUUCUGUGGUAGACAUUUUCCUCAACGCUGUGAUGUUAGAAGGCAUAUUGCCAUGUACCACAAACCUGAAUUGGAAAAGAAACCAGCGCUGAAACACAUGGCAUUACAUACAGUUCCCCAACAUGGUUCUGCUUUGAACUCUUUCCGAGAGGGGAAAUACAGAAGUUGUGUAGACAGUGAGCAAAUGGAAUCAGUUCAAGAGAAAAAUAUGAAGACACCGGGAAAGCCAGUUGCUAAGUCAAGGGUAAACUACAAAUGUCAGGAAUGCGGGAAACGAUUUGGACUGUUGUGUGUUUACCAAAGGCAUCUACGUUACCAUAAAAAGCAACCCAGUGACUCGCACAAAUGUCCCCAAUGUCCAGCUCUCUUCAGAAAUUCCUCUGCUCUGGAGCAUCACCUUAAAAGUCAUCCAAGUGCUGGAGAAGCAGAUGUUGCAGGACAAACAUCUCCCACAAUUGUUGUGAAAAAGGACAUAGUCUUGGAGACGGUUAAUGCAGAGGAAGAGGACAAUAUGGGCCAUACUCAGGAUAAAGGUACCUCAGCUGAAGUUCUCUAUGAAUGUACUGAAUGUACUGAGACAUUUUCCUGCUUGGAAACAUUUCUCCAGCACCAGAUUUCCCAUGGCUCAGAGAACUUUGGGUGACUAUAGUUUCAAACUCAAUCUGAUUUUCCACAAGUAUUUUUGUUGCCAAGAAAAAACUUUGGUUUUGGAGUUGCGGGUGAGUGGGUUUAUCUUGGAGUGGAGCUUAACGUAUGCAAAAAAAAACAAAAAAUAACAAAAAUAAAAUUCAAAUAACUGUAUAGCUUGAAAAUGUGCUGUAAAAAACAACUUUUUUUUAACCUUUUUCUAUUUUUGGUGUGGCAUUAGCAAGAAGGUUAAUGGUAGCAUAUUUGAUUCGAACAUGCAAAAAUUGUUGUUGUACCCUUGUCAGUAAAUCCAAUGGGGAUUCAGCAUCUCUUAGUGUCUGAAAGUGACAGGUUAGCACAGAUUUUUAAUGUAGAAAUCAUGUUCAUUUAGGUCUAGUUGGAAAGUGACACUGAAACAAUGGAAACAGUACUAUUUUAAUGUAGAAAUCAUGUCCAUUAAGGUCUGGUUUGAAAGUUGGUGCAUCUCGCAAACAACAAGUUUUGAGAUUUUUUUUGCCCAUGUCAAGUGAUUUUUAACACUACAACGACAAAGCCGGUCAUUUUGACCAUUUUGGAUUUUCAAAGUUAGGCUGGUCAAAAACAGGGUCUGACAUCAUGUUCCUCGUUAAUCACAGCAUUGCUGACUAGCUGAAUACCCUGUAACAUAAUUAACAACAAGAAUGUGAUUGUGCAACUUGGACAGAAGCCAACUGGUGUCACCUAUUUAUGAAUUGCUUCCUUUAAAGUCGAUGAGGUAUUACUGUCUGUUUUAAAUGAGGGUGUCCAAUAUCGAGAAUUCGCUUUUUAAACGCCUUCUCUGUGUAUCCACUCAUAUGUUUUCAAUAUGCAGAAGUUAAUGAAUAACUGGAGGAUGGGGCGAGAGCUUAUAUUACUGGUGUAACUUAUUAAAGCAAGGCCCAUAGGUUCCUGAGUGCCUUUUGCAGUCUUAAGACCUAGAGUUUUAUGCCUUGUAUUAUGUGUAUUCAAAGGUAUAUCCUUGAUUUGGACAAAUGUUUUUUUGUUUUUGCUUUUUAUCAAAGUGAGAUUAACUAAUUUCCCCACAAAGUCCGUGGUUUAAAUAUAAUCUACACAAAAUUGUAACAACCAUAGCUGGGGAGCUUGGCGCACCAUCUGAUCUGUGUCAACAGUGCCAUUGUUAUAAAUACCAUUCUGGCUCACAAUAGCUUGAACUUCAUCUUAGGGCAGGUGGCUUGUCCAGUCUUGAAUCCCUGAGCUUUAUGACUGGUAGCAAGAAUUACCAUUUCAUUUUUUUCAUAUUCUCUAUUUUUUUCUAACAAAUUAGAAACCAGAGUGGGGACAACUAAUAUCUCGGACUCUCUUACUGAUGCAUAGUGAUUAUACCACUGCACCAUUUUAAUUUUUGCUGACAAAAUAAAGAGAAAGCAUUCCUGAAAAUGGAACUUGCACCAAGUUUCAGCUUUGAAGCAGCCAGAAGAUGGCAGUCCUCAGUUGCAAACUCAAGUUGUGCAUCAAAAACCUUUUGACUAAAGCAUCUGUGGAAGGUAUGGGGGUAUAAUACAGAUGUUGCUAUCUUAGCUGAGGCUCUUUAACGCUAAGACGGCACAAAGCCCUGCUUUUGAUGGCUUGGAUUUGAGGUCAAGGGCAGUCAGUAUUGAAUGGAUAUGAUAGGAAAUAAGAGAUGGAAAUCAAAUAGAAGCACCCCCCUCCCGGCCAGCAAAUCACCUGUGGUGGUAUAACAACCUUCUAAAAAAUAGACAAAUAUUGAAUGUCUUUUGAGUUAUCCUUGUGUGAAACGCUUGAGUGACAUUUGGAAUGAUUGCAUUGAUUGUAUAUAGAUUGAAACGUUCUUUAACCAAUCACAUUUUGCAUUUUGAUUUCCCCUGCUGUGUUAUCUCUGCUAUAAACGGACCUUCAAGUAGGCUUUAGUGACAUUGGAAUUGUGACUUGUACUCAUCUUCAACUCUGACAUAAUACUGAGCCCAGACUUGCUUUAACCCCUUUUUACCAGUUCUUAAAUUACCUCAGGUUUGCUUUAGCUCUGGGCCAGAGAUUGACACUGGUUUUAAUACUCUGGAUAACUAAAUUAGAUUAAAUUAGGGGUUACCAAAUUAUGGAGUGGCUUUUCCUACCUGGCAAAAAACUGUUCCUCUAUAAACUGUUACAAAAGGUGUUUAAAAAACCAUUCAACUGCUGUUUUGUAACCGCUUGUCUCCAUGUAUUGUUGUCCAUGUUUUAUUUGUUUCACUCAUAGUGACAUGUAUCAUUACUGUUGCUGAGGAGUCUCAAUACUGGUGUAUAAACCAAUAUCUCCCUCACAAAUGCACGCAAGCGCAGACACGCAUACACACACACACAUGCACAUCACACGCUCACAUUUUCUGCUUUUAUUUUUGAUAUUGUUGCUAUAUAAAUUUUGUUGCUAUUAGUUUGCCAGUUUUCCAUGACUUUUAUGUAAUCAUUUUCUGUAUGUCUGUGUUCUCUGUAACAUUGUGAAAUUUAACAUUGUUAUGGUGGAGGCUUCAAAUAAGCCCACCGGGUUUUUGACUAUCCCUGCAUGGCAUAUUAUUUAUCUUUGUCAUUUUUGUGUAUUUUUUAAAUUGUGCAAAUAAAACAACGAACGAAAU
Molecule: messenger RNA, 4855 nt
Organism: Lampris incognitus (smalleye Pacific opah)
Lineage: Eukaryota; Metazoa; Chordata; Actinopteri; Lampriformes; Lampridae
Exons: 2
Coding region: 355-2265 (636 amino acids)
Biological process (GO): regulation of transcription by RNA polymerase II
Cellular component (GO): nucleus
Molecular function (GO): DNA-binding transcription factor activity, RNA polymerase II-specific; RNA polymerase II transcription regulatory region sequence-specific DNA binding
Source: RefSeq, a predicted model, not a curated record